AUGAGAAGUCCAAUUACUCCAAUAAUAUUGCUAGCAAUUGUUUAUAGCUCCGGUCAAAAAAUCAACCCAAAAUCCUUGCUUCGGGUCGAUGUAGCCGUUGAAGAACAAACGUUUUUCAAAUCCUACAUCGGAAUCCUAACGGCGGAGCCAGUAAGUGAAGAGUAUGCAAAAGUUUUGGCCAAACUAACCCAUCCGGGUCCAUUGGAACUGACAGACAUCCAGAAAUCGGAAGAUCCGAAGCGUUGUUUGACAUGCCGACUAGUGUUCAAUACAUUGAUCAAAAUGGUUAUCGCUAUGAGAGUGCCCAAACUUACGGUGGAAGCUGUUGGUAGAACGUUGUGUCGACUCGAAGGUUAUCCGAUAAAUGUCUGUGAAGGAAUCGCUAAGAUUUAUGUACAUUCCUUCUACUACCUGGUUCAACAAAAACCUACCUUAACAGCAGAUGAUUUCUGUAGACAACUCUUGGCGGAUAUCGGUUGCAGUGACAAGAAGAAACCCGUUCCUAUAAGAAAACAAAUCAAAAUAUCGCCAAAACCCUUAAAAUCAUCGAACCCAAAACGUUCUGUCAGUUUCUACAGGGUUCUUCACAUUGGCGACAUUCACAUGGACCAAGCGUACGUAGUAGGCGCCAAGGGUGAUUGUGGAAGCAUGGCCUGCUGCCGUUAUGUUGAUCCUUUCCGCGUUGUUUCGAACCGAUGGGGUGACUACGGACACUGUGAUCAACCGGCUCAUGCCUUUCAACGGAGUUUGGAGCAAAUGGCUGAGAAGCAUCCGAACAUCGAUUGGAUCUAUUUGACCGGAAAUAUCAUGCAUCAUCAUCUGUGGGCUUCAAACCAGGAGGAAGUCGUUAGAGAUAUGCGAAAGGCAGCUGUAGUGGUGCGAGCUCGUCGAGCAUUUGCAAAUGUUUCCGCUAUUUUGGCGUUGGGAAACUACGAUAGUCAUGCUGCAGGUUUGUUUGCCCCGUUUGAGGUGGAUAAGUUUGGAAAUCGUUAUCUCUACAAGGAAUUGAAGGAUCAACUGGUUACUAAACUGUACAAAAAGGCUGGGAUUAAGUUUAACUCCUCCCAUGAAGGAUAUUACACUGUUAGACCAGUCGAAGGAUUGAAAGUAAUUGUUUUGAACAACAACGUGGCUUCCAUCUACAAUUGGUGGUUGCUGCUAUCAAAGUUUGAGAACUUCUACACCAAACAACUUCAAUGGCUCCAUGACGAGUUGCUAGAAUCGGAAACUAAUCAAGAACAAGUACACAUUCUAGCUCACCUGCCAGCCGGAAGCAAAAUUCUGCUCAAAGAUUGGUCCAUCCAAUACGGAAAGAUUGUCGAACGCUUUGCCAAUACCAUAACGGGUCAGUUCAAUGGGAACACUCACUUGGAUGAGUUUAAAGUCUUUUUCGAUCGAGCUUCGACACCGAUUAACGUGGCCUGGAACGCUGGAUCGUUAGCGGCCUACAGUGGAGUCAAUCCGAACUACCGAAUCUACUGGGUUGGAAAGCAGGGAUUUGAAAUCAAUGAACACGAGACGUAUUACCACGACCUUCGACAGACGAAUGCCGAUUUUAGGAAAGGUCCUCAGUGGAAGUUGGAAUACCGCAUGAAAUCCUAUUACAGUCUUCGGGAUCUGACCCCGAAGUCUUUGGGUGCUCUGAUCCAAAAUAUGGCUACCAAUACGACCUUACAGAACAAUUUUCGUCGAUUGAGUGCACGCUCAGCUCGACCUCUGAUAGAUGAACCUUGUGAUCGUGAUUGUCUUAGAGAAAGAAUCUGUGGAUUGGUGCUAAUGAGUUCUGGAGAUGACUCAAAGUGUGGUUCAAUUCUAACCCUGUAGUUUCUUAUGAGUAUCGUGAAAAUUGAAGAUCCAUGCUGCAUUUAAAUAUGUAGUUGUUCAAGGAGCUGUCCCAAAUAAAUACAGCAACACAGAUAGUUUGUAUCCUACACUCGUUUAUUCCUCCCAAAAUGUUUCACGCAACCGCUCGCACUGGAAAUCAUCACCCAACUCGUUGACCACAA
Molecule: messenger RNA, 2006 nt
Organism: Uranotaenia lowii
Lineage: Eukaryota; Metazoa; Arthropoda; Insecta; Diptera; Culicidae
Product: sphingomyelin phosphodiesterase 1-like
Exons: 4
Coding region: 1-1824 (607 amino acids)
Biological process (GO): sphingomyelin catabolic process; ceramide biosynthetic process
Cellular component (GO): lysosome
Molecular function (GO): acid sphingomyelin phosphodiesterase activity
Source: RefSeq, a predicted model, not a curated record